This is a messenger RNA of Alosa alosa (allis shad), 4137 nucleotides long. It is a transcript of the gene ankfn1b, whose product is annotated as ankyrin repeat and fibronectin type-III domain-containing protein 1. Gene Ontology annotation, cellular component: spindle. Lineage: Eukaryota; Metazoa; Chordata; Actinopteri; Clupeiformes; Clupeidae. Gene Ontology annotation, molecular function: protein binding. The record is from RefSeq and is a predicted model, not a curated record. Gene Ontology annotation, biological process: regulation of establishment of bipolar cell polarity; establishment of mitotic spindle orientation.
CUCUCUCCCACUCUCCCGCUCAGCAGAGGAGAGCAUUAGGGAUUUUGCUCCUGCUGUGUUGGUUGCAAGGCAGUCACAAACGCUGCUAUUUUCAGAGCAAUAUAUUUUCUGUGUGUGUGUGUGUGUGUGUGUGUGUGUUUUGUGUGUGUGUGUGCGUGCGCAGACGCUAGCCAUGAAGGACACGGCAUUGGCUCGCUCUCCUAGCGCGCUCUCUCUGUAACCCCGUGCGUGUGUGUGUGUGUGUGUGUGUGCACCUGCUGGAGACUGCCCGAGAGGAUGCGAGUGUGUGUGGGCAUGUGUGACGAGGAGAGCCAGGUAAAGCAGGGACCCGUCAGGGGGUGUGGUUAGAUGACAGGAGCGGGAUUCUCACACACGCACACACACACACCCUCACACACAUACGUACAGUAUGGCGAGUUUCGGUAAACUCACGGACUACUUCAACCGCCGACGGUCUCGAGACGAGAUCCGCGGAGGCAGAGAAUCUCGCCGGAGUGGAAGCUACUGUUACACAGCAGCUGAGGCCAGGUCGUUGGAGCGAAAGCUGCAGAGGCCGCUGCUGGCUAAAUCUCGCACGUUACCCAGCAUCCCCCAGUCCCCCACUGUGGCACGUGUGAUUAGUGAAAGUCCGCCACGCCGACGGCUACCCUCCAGUCCUGGCCACUCCAAAGCCUGCACUUUGCCUUCUCCAGGUGAGCUGUGGCGACUGGAGGAUGAUGAUGAUGAGCGAGAAGAGGCGCAGCGCGUGUGUGUGGAGUCGCCCCCGCGCUCCCAGUCCCCAUUCUCGCACUUUCGCUCGCGGGCGGCCUACCUGCGCAAGAGUGUGUCCGUCGACGACCAGCUGGGCGGGAACGAUAUUGACCACACCCAGGCAGAGGGGAAGGGCCAGCGAAGUGGGAAGAACAAACUGAAACGAAAGUUUAGUCUGGGUUCUGCAGACAGGAAAGAGCCCAAUCAGAGAAGGGUUGACUGUGUGAGGAUGACUCAGGCUCCAGAUCCCCUGCCCGCUCAGCGGAAGCCCUCCAGCCUGUCGUCUCCCAGCGCCGCGCGCCGCCUCUACCGCAACCUGUCCGGAAAGUUCCGCGUGGGGGCGGCCGGGGUGGAGGAGAGCGCCCCAUCCAGCCGGGAUAAGGAGCGUCUGCGCAAGUCUAGCGUGUUCCAGGGUGCGGAAGCCCUGUUUGAGGCGGUGGAGCACCAGGAGUUGGACGUGGUGCAGAGUCUGCUGUGGCAGUUCAGCCUGGAGGAGCUGGACCUGAACACGCCCAACAGCGAGGGCCUGCUGCCCCUGGACAUCGCCAUCAUGACCAACAACGUGCCCAUGGCCAAGCUGUUGCUACGCGCCGGCGCCAAGGAGAGCCCGCACUUUGUAAGUUUGGAGGGCCGAGCCAUGCACCUUGCCACCUUGGUCCGAGAGGCGGAGCAACGCGUUGCCGAGCUGGUUUCCAGAGUAACGGGAGAGGCACAAGGCGAGAGGGAGGAGCUUAAAUCAUGGGAGUGGCGACUUCGCCUCUACCGACGGAUGGAGACAGGAUUCCAGCAUUCCAGUCCUCCUGAUGCUCCCACUGGUGUGUGUUUGUCUGUGAGUGGCAGCAGCAGCCUCAGGGUACACUUCCAGGAGCCACUCUGUGUCAACUCAGCUACCGUCACCAAGUACAAAGUGGAAUGGAGUUUGUCUCCCUCCUUCAAUCCUGUCCUGGGUGAAAUAGUGGUAGAAGACACCACUCAUCUUCAGUGGGACAUCGGCAGUCUGACGGCAGAUACCUAUUACUAUGUGCAGGUAUCUGCAUACAACAUGAAGGGCUGGGGUCCUGCGCAGACAUCUGUACCAGCAUGUGCAACCCCCUCAAGCUGGAGAGAUAUUGACGGACGUGCGCCGCGUCUGAAAGGGCAGAAGGAGGCGCUGGAGCAGCUCUACGUGCAGAUCAAAGACUCACACACCCGAAUAUUAAUGCCAUGGUUCCCAGACCAGUGUAAAUCGGCGCCUCACAUCCGGAAGCACUCGGUGUCCAAAAGCCUGCGUCACCUCUUUCAGCCCAAUAGCAAGUUCAUCAAGAGCCUCAAAAGGGGGCUGUACCUGACAUGCAUCCUCUAUAGGGAUGAUAAUGUGCUUGUGACGCCAGAGGAUCAGAUCCCCAUAGUGGAGGUGGACGACUCCUAUAGCUCCUUAACUCAAGACUUCCUCUGGUUCACCAAGGUGUCGUAUUUGUGGGAGGAGAUCUCCUGGCUGCAGCAGUGCGUCGUCUCGGCCCAGUCCUCCUGCUCCUGCACGCUGCAGACUCGCCUCAAGAUGCUGCAGGCUGUCGCCCAGCUCCAGAACCUGCUGGGCACCCAUGACCUGGGCCAAGUCUAUUACGAGCCAAUCAAGGACAAGCACGGGAACGCCCUGCUGGUGCUGCUGCGGGACAUGGGUGCGGCGGGCGGUGUGGAGGGCAUGCGCUGGACCCCGCUCUGCAAACUGCAGCUGCAGCGCAAGAGCCUGUCCUCGCCCGAGGAGCCCACGGCGCUCGACAUGCUGCUUAUUACAUUACACGAAAAGCUGGCCUACCAUCGGCGGAGCAGGAAGGUGCUGUCCCCUGGUCUCUACCUGGGCUAUCUGAAGCUCUUCAGCACAGUGGAGCAGAUCAGGGUUCUGGUGCCACAGAAAAUCCCCAACGUCCUCUGUUACGUCAAAAUACGUGACAACAGCAACGUCUCAAGAGCAGAGUGGGAGUGGCUCCAAGCGGUCCGGUCCAUAGAGGAGGCCCAUGAGAUGGCCGCUGAUGAGCAGAGCGCUCCCCACCGCCUCCUGCAAGACCUGCGCAGCGCUGCCCGAGACCUCCUCAGCCACAUGAACAUCUCCAAGAAACAGGCCCAGGAGUUCCGCAUCUACACGCACGAGGUGUGUGAGUUCGGGCAGGGGGUGUCCGUCCUGCUGCUGCUGCCCCCGUGUGAGGACGUGUGCUCGGCCCCGGGCCAGAACCAGACCUACUCGCCCCGCACUGGCCUGCUCACGCUGCCACUGCAGGUCUUUGAGCUCGUUCACUUUGAGGCUUACUGUCCCAGUUUCAUCGGGCCUUUCUGUCGAGUGUCUGCACUCCUGGGGCUCCAGGCGCUCAUGUCCCAGCAAGCUCUACGGGAAGCCUUCUCCGAGUCAGAGCUGCUCACCGCUAAGCACAAACACCAACAAGUCCAGGAGCACAUGCAGCAAAUGGAGGAGCUGUGGCCUUGAGUCACCAUCUGGAUCAUGGGCCCGGCUGCAGAGCGUAUAAACAAACAGCCGGGCGGCAUCCUGCUGGCCUGGCUCAUGGACUUCUCCCGGGAGACGCUACCCGAGACGCCACGCUCCACGUCGUCAGCGCCGGAGUACCUGCCCUCCCCGCCAGCUUCCCCCGACAGCCACCGCAAACACUCAGAUCUGCCUGGUCUGUCUGAUGAGGAAGGUUCAUCCGAGGUCUUCCUCACCACCGACAGCGACUAUGACUCCAGUCGCGCUCAGAGCCCGCGGGAGCUGGACCUCCUGCCGGCGUCCCCGGGCGUGUGCGGCCGUGGCAGCGGGGUGGCGGCUGGCUCGCGGCCUGACGUGGUGCAGCUGGGCGGAGGUCCAGUCUCCGGGCGGGGCAGGAGCGGUAGCGGUGGUGGUGGUGGUGGCGGAGCGUCCAUCCCCGAGGCCUUCGACAGCGACUUCAUCCUGCCCAGCCGGCAGAUCGAGCUGCUCCGCAUCACCGAGAAGCGGCAGGCGCUGUGCGUACGCACCAGCAGCUUGGAGUGCCCGCCCACCUCCUCCUCGUCCUCCUCCUCCUGCGCCGCCAACGCCACCUCGCCGGGCCGCCGUCUCCAUGGGAACCACGGGCAGGCCCGCCCGGCGCGGCCCACGCGGGCCCACUCAGAGGACAGCGGCGUGAGGCGGCUCUCAGCGCCCACCUCCUCCUCCUCCUCCUCGGCCGGCUCCAGCUGGCACACCACAUUACGCAUUUACCCACAAUACCCCACCGGCCUGCCCAAAGAGACCAGCGUCAAGCUACGGGUCACCCCCAACACGUCGGCGCGGGAGAUGGUGCAGCUGGUGGUGCAGGAGAUGAACGCGGUGGCGCGGCAGCUGCUGGGCGGUGCUGACCGCUGCUCCUUCAGGGCCCGGUGAAGGCUGGGUGUGCGGCUGCC